AUGGCCAAUGUGUUUCUACAGGUGCUAUCGGUAUUGGGGUUCAUCAUGAGACUUAUCACAAUCCUCUUGUGCUACAUGGGCUUUCAGGAUUUCUUUGAAUCCAACAUUACAAGGCCGAAGAGGGCGGUGUCGGUGGUGCUGAUGAGGGAAAUCCUGCCGGUGGUGAAGUUCUCAGAGAUGGAGAUGGCGGUGGAGGCAGUAGAGAGUUGCGCAGUGUGCCUGUAUGAGUUUGAGGGAGAGGACGAGAUCAGAUGGUUGACGAACUACCGCCACAUAUUCCACAAAAGGUGUCUGGACCAUUGGAUGGGGUACGAUAUGAGAAUGUGCACCCUAUGUCGAACACCCUCCAUACCCCACCAUAUGCAAGCUGCCUUCAAUGAUAAACUUUGGGCUGCUUCAGGGAUCCCUGACUUCUAUUACUAUCAUCACUAG
Messenger RNA from Glycine soja, 432 nucleotides. Its product is annotated as probable E3 ubiquitin-protein ligase RHA1A. Lineage: Eukaryota; Viridiplantae; Streptophyta; Magnoliopsida; Fabales; Fabaceae. The record is from RefSeq and is a predicted model, not a curated record. The transcript has a single exon. The coding region runs from base 1 to 432 and encodes 143 amino acids.